Molecule: messenger RNA, 919 nt
Organism: Oncorhynchus masou masou (cherry salmon)
Lineage: Eukaryota; Metazoa; Chordata; Actinopteri; Salmoniformes; Salmonidae
Product: cystatin-B-like
Exons: 3
Coding region: 87-383 (98 amino acids)
Cellular component (GO): cytosol
Molecular function (GO): cysteine-type endopeptidase inhibitor activity
Source: RefSeq, a predicted model, not a curated record
UCAUGUGAUGCGACAAUAUAAAUAAGGAAGUUUAAAUCCAUGUGUGAAAUAUUUCAGUCGGUAACUUUCCAGCUGCAAUUAUCGUAAUGAAGUGUGGCGGUACCGCCGAGGCGAAGGAUGCCACACCCGAAGUGCAGCAAAUCUGCGAUGAGAUGAAGCCAUAUGCAGAGGAGAAAGCUGCAAAGAAGUUUGACGUUUUUGCUGCCAAAACAUUCACAACGCAAGUUGUGGCUGGGACCAACUUCUUCAUUAAAGUCCAUGUUGGUGGAGAUGAAUUUGUGCACCUGCGGGUCCAUAGAACUCUACCCCACGCUGGUGGGAAACUGGAGCUUCAUGGCAUACAGACAUCCAAAGCUCACCAUGACCCCAUUGGUUUCUUCUGAUUACCUGUAACUCCCUGCAGGGGAUGCCACACCUCUACUCCAUGCCUGGAUCAUGUGUACCCUUGUUUAUUAUGGUCACCUGUAUUGUAUACUUCUGGUGGUAAAUGUCUGUCUUUUGUACUAAAAGCUGUCUACACCUUUGACUAAAUGGCUUUUGCUAGAACAUGAAUACAAAUUUGACAAAAACAUGUUUUCUGUCAAUCUGUGGUGGUUAGUGACUAACAUGUUUCUCGGGAUUGUGUGGUACCUUUCGGGGAGAAGAGAUUCAGUUGGGUUUGUUUUUAAUUUAGAAAAAAAGUUUACAUCCAGUGCAGUCUUUCAAUUGAGGACCUUCAAUAAAGGUCUCCUUAAAAUCGGUACAGCUGGAGGCAGUGAUUUGACACCCUCGUGCAGUUUUCCUUCCUGCCAAGAAGCCUCUGAUUAUAGCUCUAUACUGUUUGAAAACUUAUUUUGCAUUUAAGAUAGAAAGAUGUAUGUAAUUACUUUUGGUUCUGGACAUCAAAAUUAAAUGUUGGCAACAGGAAAGGGUGCAUCAA